UUUUUUUUUAGUAAAUGCAAAAACCUUGUUACUUGUUUGUCACAUGGCAAACCUGAACCACCUCACAAUAGACCCAAUUCUUGUGCCUGUCACAAGUUGGGUACGUGGUGCCUGAGCUCAGGACCUUUCUGGCUGUGUGCUGUUCAUCCUGUAGGAUGGCAGUCUGGAAUUCAGACUUUGCCCCAUAGCCUAAACACUAAACACAGCAGUUUGUUGCAGAGCUGUGGGGAAGGGAGAAUGUGCUGGUGGGUCCCUGCUGGAAACAUGCUUUGUUGCACCUGGAGCAGAAUAAGUCACCUGCCAAACGCAAGAUCCUUCAAGCAGAAACAUGCUGGUCCUUCAGAGCUCCGGAACCACGUGGUUUUGCAAUGACACUUAGAGAAGGUGCCAACCACAUCCUGGAGGAGCAUCAGUAAGUAGCUGUGCUGACCCACAGCAAGGCCAUCAGGGCCUGGAAAAUAGAAGAGCAAACCUGCUGCAGGUCACGGUGCUCUCCCUGCAUGCUGACAUUGCUUGAAGAGUUAACGGGGACUUGCAAGGUGCUGGCACUUUUUGGAACUUGGUAAGUGGCUUUAAUGUUUCUAUUUGUCAUUCUGAAGCAAUUUAUGGAAACAAUGGAAAAUUUUUCAUUUUGUGCUUGGGGAAGCAAGGGCUGCUUGAUAUUUACAAGACAUGCAUACAAAAAUAUGCCUCUAUACAUAUAAAAAUACGCUUGAUUACUCGAAAAAAAAAAAGGAAUUUGCACUGAGGGCUUUUAAACUGCUUAAGCAGUUUAAGUGCUUGUAAGUCAGCCUGUGGUGAGAAUUAUUCUUGUGUACUCAGUUAUACCGUGAAAUUAUGGAUAUGAGACAGUCACAAGCCCUCUAGUCACUGCAGCUUUAUGAAUGACUGACCUCCCUUUGCACUCCCUUUGUGUAAGGAAGUAAGUUCUGUUUCACUGGCUAGGAAUGUCCUGAGUACCUCAAUGACAAUCAGUAACUUGGUAAGCUGAGCUUUUGGGUCUGUCAGUGCUUCUGUACUGAGAGUGGCUUCCAACUUAGGAUGGCCCCUGAAAUGGCUGUGAAGGAGCAAAGGCUGUUAUCUGUCCUGUCACUUUUAUAAUUGCAAUGUUAUAUGCAGCCUCUGUACUUUACCAAAAAAUCCUAAACUUAGCUGGGCUGUUGUUCCAAUCUCUGCUAGGGCAGCUAGGAGGAGGGAACGUGUUAAUGUGCAAAGCUGAGUAUUUCCCAAAAAGCCCUAAGUACUUCUUUGGCAGAAAAUUAGCACCCUGUUCCUUUGAAGGGCAACAGGAAAGUUUGGUCUGUUUUCAGGCAGUUGUGACCAGGAGAGCCCCCAGUCAGAGGGAUGAAUCCUUUGUAAUUAUAACUACAAAACUGAACUAGGCCUGGUUGAUAGGAUUUAUUGUAUUCUUAUUUUUCAACUUGUGUUGAGGUGAGUCAAAGAGAUGUGGGGAGAGUGAAAGGGCACGGUUUUCUGCUCACUUAGCAAACCCAGGCAGUCCUUCCAGUGGGAAGGAAACUUCCACUGACUGUGUAUAUGCACCUGAAUUUUAACAGUUUUGUCAAGAAUUGCACAGUUUGCAUUAGGACUGGAUUUAAUCCCUGCUUAUCUUUUUUCUGCUUUUUUAUGCUCCAAGUCAAGCAUCAUAGAGAACAACAAGUGGGUGGGAACAGUGGUCCCAGUUCAUAGAUUCUCCAAGGGAAGUGCUCUCUUCUCUCAGGAGUUGAGAUGGGUUGCAAGGUGAGGCAGGUUUCCCAACAUUUCCCUGCCAUCUGGUGGAAGGAAUCCAAGGGCUGUCCUAGGAAGCCCUUGGGAGGCAGCAACAAAUAUUUGAACUUCAGAGAAUUGCUCAGUUCACCAACUUUUCAUGCAGUGAGAGAGAUGUAGUUUGGAUAUUACAAAAACUCAAAAGACACCUUAAUGCUAGAAUAGAUUGUUGUGAGAGGAGGGGAAUUUCCAGACAAAUAUUAUACCCAGAUACUCUGCUUUUGGGGUGGAAGAUGGACUAGAGCAGAUCUGCAGGCAUGAUCCAGCCAGCAGAGAGUUCUAGUACCAUCCAGGAGAGCACAGUUUGAUUCUCACCUCUGCCAGACUAAGAUCUGGGGGAGAACUCACAACCUGUUUUCCUGCUUUAGGUGGGCACAUCAACAGUGUGUGCAGUGUCCAGCACCCUGGGACAGCUGGAACAUCAGGCAGUUCUUUGUCUAAAAGACAACAGGAGCUGGACCAUGAAACAUCAUAAACCCUCCCUACGUACCCACAUCCCUGGUCCUGUGCACCAGCAAAGUGAGGGAAACAAGGAGAGUUAAUGAAAACUUCAAGCUGCAUGCUUUGUCUUUAGCUGUAAACACCGACACAAAGUCUGAACUUGUGGAAAAUAAGGAGGCAGGGCAGGUAAGCUGAGGCUGCUCUGCCUGUUUGUAAUAAACCAAAAAUAAAUGGGCAAUUCCAGGGUAUUGUCUGCAUCUCUCUGCUUUAAGCUAAGUCAAGGCCUCAGUUUACACAUUUGCAGCUCGUUUGAAGACAAACUUUACCUGACUUGGAGCCUUGGGCGUGCCCAGUGGUUUCAAAACACACGGUGCCAGAAACCAGGCAGUCAGGCCUGUCCACUCUUGCAUUUACAAUUUGGCUGGCAAACACUGCUGCUGCUGAUUCAGAGUUCACAAAAGAGGUUCUCUGCUUUCAUGACCUGUUGAAGAGCUCAAGAAGGAGACCUGACUGUCUUUGUAGUCCUGGCAGCAAGGUUACAUUCUAGUGUUUCCUAGUGCUUUGUAUUUCUUUGGGAGCCCCAUGACUGACAGGUGGCUGACACCAGAAGCAGAGGCAUGGGAAAUGUCCCUCCUGGAUUUUGUAACCGAUUCUAGGAGCUGUCUGGGGCGUGUUGGAGGCUGCCCUUAUGCCCAUGUCAUCCCUGGGAUGGAGAAAGGCACUAGACCUCUUAGUUCUGGCCAGCUUUCCUGAUCUCAGGAGGGCAAAGCUACUUCUGAUCUCUGCCAAAAUCAUGUUUUGGGAGCAGGGCUCUCAUUCCCGAGCUCGUGAGAGAAGCAUUUGAGAUCAGAGGAGAAGUUCCCAUCCAAAUGACACAGUAAUCCUUGAACAGCUUUGGGAAGGGGAGUGUCACCUCCCUGUUCUGCCCCAGAGCAGCAUGUAGCCAAUUGAGGGAAACUCACUACACUUUUCCAGCUCCCAUUCUCCACAGUCAGUAAUUAUUCCCGUGCGUUGCAGAUGGAGAGGGUGACUGUGUCCAUCCCCAGCGGUACCCAGCCUUGGCUCUGGGGGCUGCCUGUUCAGCUGGAAAGCACAGCGCUGCUGGAUGACGUUUUCCUCUCCUCCCACUGAAUCAGCCUUUUAUUUACUCUUUGGAAUGCAAAGUAACAGGACACCCUCUGAGUUUUAUCUCUCUCCCAGUCUUUUGUAAUGCUUUGGAAGUUGCCGGACCGGAUUGAAAUGUGAGAUGGGGUGGUUUCAGGGUUGCCUGGCAGGAAUCUGGGUGGGAGGGCACUGUCGCUGAAAUUUGAAUUUGGGAGUCGCGCUAGGAGUACAAUCCUUGAGCCGUACCAGGGGAAGGAAAAGCCUUUGUCCCUGACUGAAUCCGGCCCGUCGCUGGUGUGGAUGGAUGGUGCUCCUUUGCUAGAAUUCCUGGCAACUGCCUUCACCAGAAGACUCUUCCCCCGCAGGCAGCCGGCCUUCAUUCCUUAUGUAAGCAGUUCUUCCCUUCUUUCACGUGCAUGGCAUUCCCAGGGCUGGGAGCUGAUGCAGAAGGAUCCUGCCUGCCCCGACAGUGUUUGCUGCUCCUGCAGCUGAUCCUUGUCUGCGGUUCGAGCUCAGGGCGAUUUAGCUCUUACAACUCGCACAGAUUCUGACCAAGCCGGACUUGGUUCUCAGAUUUCAGGGCUCGCCUUCCUUCCAAACCUCGGCUCUGCUCUCAAGAUGCUGUUCUGGCUACACUGAGACACCGCGAGGAGGAGGCGGUGAUAGCUUUUAUUUGGAUAAACUGGUUGCAGCGGGAGCAAACAGAAGCUUUGCGGGUGACUGCUGCCAUUGCAUGCGGGACAUGAACAACCUGGACGAAGGGGUGGAGUUCCUCCCUGCCAUGAACUCCAAGAAGAUGGAGAAACGCGGCCCAAGGCGGCAGAUAGGAACACACCUGUCCAGAAGGUUUUCAAUGGUCACUUGCGGGUUCUGAACUGGGAAUUCCUGGAUGCCUAUGAGAACUCCAGCUCUCCAGAGUUCAGUAUGCUGGCCAAGAAGGUGAAGAGCACGGUGGAGGAGAUCUACAAGAAUCAUGCUGAUAUUGGUCCUUACCACAAAGAGACAGUAAUCACUGCCUUCAGUGAAGGCAGUGUCAUUGCCUACUACUGGUCAGAAUUCCUUGUGCCCAAAUAUCGGGAAGAGAGCCUGGACAGGGCAAUGGCUGACAAGCAGAGUCUGGUGCAGAGGUGGAACCCCCGCCUGAGAAACCCCAUGCUGAAGGUGGAGUCAGUCAUUGCUUUCCCUGUGGACCCCAGCAUAGCUCACUCUGCCCGGGACAACAGCUGCAUGUUCUCCCUUCAUGCCAAGGAAGGGGAGGUCACCAGUUUCACCACGCCGGGCUUCCCCAACAGCCCAUACCCCAACAAUGCCCUCUGCUACUGGGCAUUGAGGGCAGAUGCCAGUUCCAGCAUCAGUCUCACCUUUAAGACCUUGGAGCUGGAGCCAUGCAGAGAUGACAGUGACUACAUCAAGGUGUACGACUCUCUGAGCCCUGUGGAGCCCCACGCCUUGGUUAGGCUUUGUGGGAAUUAUGCCCCAUCCUAUAACCUGACCUUCCUGUCCUCCCAGAACGUCAUGCUAGUCACAUUGGUUACCAACAAGGAGGGGCGAUUCCCUGGCUUUAAGGCUGAGUUCUUCCAGCUCCCAAAGAUGAAAGCCUGCGGUGAGACCCUGAAGGGAGAGAGUGGCACCUUCACAACUCCCUAUUACCCAGCACACUACCCCCCAGACAUGGACUGUGUCUGGAACAUUGAGGUUCCCUCUAUAAAGAAUGUGAAGGUGCGUUUCAACAUGUUCUUUGUGCUGGAGCCUGGGAUCCCAGUCAGCUCCUGCACCAAAGACUAUGUGCAGAUCAACGGCACAAGGUACUGUGGGGAGCGCUCCCAGUUUGUGGUGGCCAGUACCACCAACAAAAUCGAGCUCCGGUUCCACUCAGACCAAUCCUACACAGACACAGGCUUCUCUGCGGAGUUCCUGUCCUAUGACUCCAGUGACCCCUGCCCUGGCAAGUUCACUUGCAAUACUGGCCGCUGCAUCGACAGGAGCAUGCGCUGCGAUGGGUGGCUGGACUGCGUGGACGGCAGUGAUGAGAGGUCUUGUACCUGUACCGAGCAGCAGUUCAAGUGCCAGAACGGCUGGUGCAAGCCCAGGUUCUGGGUCUGUGACAACGUGAACGACUGCGGUGACAACAGCGAUGAGCUACAGUGCAGCUGUUCAGCUGACAGCUUCAAGUGCAACAAUGGGAAGUGUGUCCCCAGCACACAGAAAUGUGAUGGCAAGGAUGACUGUGAGGACGGGAGUGAUGAAGGCAGCUGCAGCACAGCAGGCCAGACCACAGUCCCCUGCAAGGAGUACACAUACAAGUGCCGCAGUGGACACUGCAUCAGCAAACAGAACCCUGAGUGUGAUGGGGAGCAGGACUGUGAGGACCACUCUGAUGAGGACAACUGCAACUGUGGGCUCCGGUCCUACGUCAGGAAGUCGCGGAUUGUUGGUGGGCAGAACUCAGACGUGGGAGAGUGGCCAUGGCAGGUCAGCCUGCACGUCAAGGGCCAGGGCCACAUCUGUGGGGCCUCGCUGGUGUCAGCAAACUGGCUGGUGUCAGCAGCACACUGCUUCCUACCACUGCAAGGCAUCAGGUAUUCAGACCCCAGCCUAUGGACAGCCUACCUGGGGCUGACUGACCAAGGUGACCGCAGCGGCCCCAACGUGCAAACCCGCAAAAUCAAGAGCAUCAUCUCCCACCCCUUCUUCAAUGACUACACCUAUGACUAUGACAUUGCUGUGCUGGAGCUGCAGAGCCCUGUCACCUUCACGGCCGUCGUCCAGCCCAUUUGCCUGCCCGAUGCCACCCACAACUUCCCUGUGGGCAAGGACCUGUGGGUGACUGGAUGGGGAGCAACUGCAGAAGGAGGCACGGGAGCCUCCAUCCUGCAGAAGGCAGAGAUCCGGCUCAUCAACCAGACUGUGUGUAACCAGCUCCUGACAGACCAGCUGACGCCACGCAUGAUGUGCGUGGGGAUCCUGACCGGUGGUGUGGAUGCCUGCCAGGGAGACUCUGGGGGGCCCCUGGUCAGUGUGGAGCCCAGUAGUCGGAUGUUCCUGGCCGGCGUGGUGAGCUGGGGCGAUGGCUGUGCCCAGAGGAACAAACCUGGGGUGUACAGCCGGCUCACGAGCCUCCGAGAUUGGAUCCAGGAGCACACAGGCCUCUAGGGAUGGAUCCCUGCCUGGACACCUCUUGGACAGCACUGGCUGGAGACAUUUGGCAGUGCCAGCCAUGCACAGCCUCUACUGUGAACUUCAACCCUCCCUCUACCUCGCUUGCGAGCGCCUGGGACUCCAUGUGCAACCAGAGCUGAUGGUUUGGUGUAGCCCUUAGUCUGAGAAAUCCAUGUUUGGAGAAGUGUCCCUUGGGGGGGUAAGCUAGUACAGCUCCCAGGAACAAUUUGAAUGAGCCAUCAUUCAAGAUUACAUAGAGUAAUAAACUUAAAAAAAAAAUCAAAUUAAAAAAAGAGUUUGUGUUUAGAGGCAAACUUUAUUGGACAAGUUCAAAAACAAGGUUUCAGCAUAUAUCCUAAGUCAUGCAUUUGUUUUCAAACAGCCGUCCAUAUCCUUUCUCUGGUGUUCAGCCAUAGUGGGGUUGAAGGGAGGUCUUACCAUAGUUUUGGGGGGAUUCCCUUUGGAAUCCCUUUCUUGUCCCACACCAUGGUCUCCUCCUUCUGUCCUCUGUCCAGCUCUUCUUCUGGCAUGGCCAAAUCCAGGAAUUGGGGGCCUGAAAGAGAGAUGUUGGGCUGAAACACCACCACUCACCCUGAGGGAAGCCACGGGCAGAGCACAGAGCUAUCACUCACCCCAAAAAAGCCAUGGGCAGGGCUCAGACACUAUCACUCACUGUGAGGGAAGCCACAGGCAGAGCUGCUGGCACACAUGGAGACCUAGAGCCAUUGGCAUCACUGCAUUGUGCCUUAACAUCAUACUGAGCUGAGCUCAUGCAGCUUCUGCUGAGCCCCAGGUGCCUGGAAUCACUGUGAAGAGUGCAAGGGCUGCACUGAAUUCUUCUUGGAGUGCUCCCGACAAGGACAACGCCAGUCAGCUGUGCACACCAGCCUUACACCUAUCUUACUUUUGUAAAGAAAAAUGUGACUUGUGAAUGUGCUGAUUUUCUUCCUUUUUCCUCUGUAGUCUGUUCCCGUCCCAGCAAAGCACACUCCAGCUGAGUUAGUCCCUUCCUUACCUGUAAAUACAUUGUUUUGUAAAACUCUCAGAACUGAGAUGCUGCAAUAAACUGGGAUAUUUUUUAAUACUA
This is a messenger RNA of Motacilla alba alba, 7558 nucleotides long. It is a transcript of the gene ST14, whose product is annotated as ST14 transmembrane serine protease matriptase. NCBI's taxonomy places the organism in Eukaryota, Metazoa, Chordata, Aves, Passeriformes, Motacillidae. Gene Ontology annotation, cellular component: extracellular region; membrane. Bases 4237 to 6465 code for a protein of 742 amino acids. Gene Ontology annotation, biological process: acrosome reaction; proteolysis; complement activation. The record is from RefSeq and is a predicted model, not a curated record. Gene Ontology annotation, molecular function: protein binding; serine-type endopeptidase activity. The transcript has 20 exons.